Papaver somniferum (opium poppy) is the source of this 1276-nucleotide messenger RNA. RefSeq names its product putative hydrolase C777.06c. The record is from RefSeq and is a predicted model, not a curated record. Lineage: Eukaryota; Viridiplantae; Streptophyta; Magnoliopsida; Ranunculales; Papaveraceae. The transcript is spliced from 12 exons. Bases 67 to 1086 code for a protein of 339 amino acids.
AGCAUUUCUGAGUUCCAUUUCAACUCUCUCUUCAAAUUUUUUUCAAGCAAUUUUAGUUUUCACAAAAUGGGUUUUCUGUUAGGAGCUAUUCGCAUCCGUUCAUCUCCCCUAUCUUCAUUUUCCAAUUUUACAAAUACAAAUUCUUUCCAGAAAUCAUCAAUAAUCUCAUUCCCAAAACAUGGGUUGUCUCCAAUAAGACGCAUGAUUCAAGCUUCACUUCACUCAAAAGGGGAAUCUGAAAUUGUGUUCAUGGGUACGGGAACUAGUGAAGGUAUCCCGCGUGUCAGCUGCCUCACUAACCCAGAGAAGAAGUGUCCGGUUUGUUCGAAAGCAGCAGAACCGGGGAAUAAGAAUAGGAGACUUAAUACAAGUAUUCUUAUUCGUUAUGCAACGGCUUCUGGAGUACGCAACAUUCUUGUAGAUGCUGGGAAGUUUUUCUAUCAUAGUGCCCUCAAAUACUUCCCUGCUUUCGGGCUAAGAACAAUUGAUGCGGUUAUUAUUACACAUUCUCAUGCUGAUGCAAUUGGAGGUCUUGAUGAUCUUCGAGAUUGGACAAACAAUGUCCAGCCCAGCAUUCCAAUAUAUGUGGCUAAUCGUGAUUUUGAGGUGAUGAAGAAGACUCAUUAUUAUUUAGUCGAUACAAGUGUGAUAAUACCUGGUGCUGCUGUCUCGGAACUGCAAUUCAAGAUCAUAGAAGAGGAACCAUUCAUUGUUGAGGACCUUAAGAUUACUCCAUUACCUGUAUGGCAUGGGAUUAAUUAUCGCUCCCUUGGUUUUCGCUUUGGUAAUGUUUGUUACAUCAGCGAUGUUAGUGAGAUACCUGAAGAAACAUACCCACUCCUAGAGGACUGUGAUCUUCUAAUCAUGGAUGCACUAAGGCCAGAUCGAUCUUCUUCAACUCAUUUCGGGCUACCAAAGGCAUUGGAGGAAGUUCGGAAAAUUAAACCCAAAAGAACACUUUUUACAGGUAUGAUGCAUCUAAUGGAUCAUGAGAUAGUGAAUGAAUACCUGGCAACGUUAAUGAACACUGAAGGUCUCGAUGUUCAACUAAGCUAUGACGGGCUCUCUGUUCCAGUUAAACUUUAAGCUUCUUAAGUAUACUACUGCUUCCCAUUUCUCUAUUUUUUCCCAGUUCAGUUCUGAUUUGAUGGGUUCAAAAAGUAUAAUGUUUUUAAGGCUCUCAUUUAUCUGCUAAAACAUACCAGUAAGAAUUUAGUAUAAGAAUUUUUGUUCCUGGAAGCUGUGCAUUGAAUAUGAAUGACAAAACCGCAUUGGG